AGUAGGAAAGCGGGUUCUUGAGAUAAUGCUGACUAAAAUAGACUUAGAAGAUGUUUGCCUGUUGAACUGCUAAAAAGAGUUUCUGAAACGUAGAAUUGACAAAAAAUCACAAGACUUAGAAUUACCUGAGCGACGCCUCCAUAAGUGAAAAUGCCAUGACCUCUGUUUCACCUCCGCCCGUCUCGCGCAGCCGAUCGGAUGCAUUUUACCCGUAGCAGCUGAUCGGGAGAAUACGAUUCCUACGUCUGCUUCCAUGCGCGCAGCCGCAGUCUAGGACACACAAUUCGCCGCUGUCCUUGCUUUCACAGACGACACGUAGUUUACUUUAGCAGCGUGCACACAACUCAGACGAGAAGCGAUUAAUUUGCCUGAAAGGAUGUGCUCCUCCGAAAGCUCGCUGAUCGAUCGUCCUCAUUAGCGGACCGCUGGCUCUACUCUCUGGUACGAGCAGUUACAACGAACAACCCAACCCUCUUUGUCGAGGAGAGAUCAACUAGGUCCACCAAGACAGACUACCACUACUGUCUAGUGCAUCACAUUCAUCAGGAAGAACACUUCUAAAGUUAUUUUUACAGGCGAUCUCCAGAAGAAUUAUUACUACUGCAUGAAGAAAAUGACGUCUCCUUUGCACGCAUCAGCCGUAACGGACUUCCUGCAGCGCGUGCAUUCGCAACUUCCAGCUGCUAUUAAUAGCAUCGCAGCUUCGACUGCAGGAAAUGGGGUUAUGCAUAAAAUGGGUUGUCAUCGAGGGGACAGAAGUUGUUCUAUAGUAAACAAAGAAAGUCUAAGUCGUAUGAUUAUCUCUGGUGCAGCGAUUGAUUUGUCGCUGUCAAAAGCACCGAGUGAGAGUCUGCUACUAACUUCUAGUCUCCCUUACUACAGCAGUAGCGUAAGUAUCAGAUACUGUCGCUAUUGAUUUGCGUAAAAGACAGAAUGAGUCUGCCUCUAAUCCCGGAGCAUGCAACAGUGAUUUUGGCGCUGUUCGCGGAGACUACAAUUUUGAUUUUUCUCUCCGACUUGAAGGCGGCCAAGGCUUUUCCAAUACUGGAAUCCUCGUAGCCUCUGCCAACGAGAAGAAAACGGAGUCUGGGAGUGAACUUCCGCUAGGGAUAAAGUGCCGAUGGCGUCGACAAAUCACUACAGAAGGAGGAAACGUGGACGAAUUGAUCGUGGACAUUGCUGGCAUAUCAACGAACAUGUACCAGCUUUCUGCGGAUGACAUAGGCUGCAGGAUACUAGUAGAGGCGACACUGGCAGAUUCUGCGCAAGCUGGACACUAUAGCUAAGGUUUGAUACAAUUCAUUUCCACUGGUCAUUUUCUUAAAUGUUUCCUACUUGGGAUUCUGCGGGAAUGAAGGAGAGAAGUGAAUUGCUUGGGCUCUAAGAUGUGGGGACAGCGUUGGGAGAAAUGGGUCCAUUCGAGCUGGAUCCGUCGACAAGGAAAAGUCUGGAGAAUUCGAUCAAUGCAGGAGGAUCGCGGUUUCCGGUCACUUUUUACAAGUAUGAAGUUCGGGGAAAACUAUGAUUUAUAAUGAUUCUAAGUUUAUAACUAGUCGUGGCUAGGAGAAAGUAGCUAGUCUUUCACGUCUAUCUCCAAGGCUUGCUAGUAAGUAAGUAAAAUGUAGUUUGAAGUACCGUUUGUGAAGCUAAAAAUGCAUUCUCGUUCAUCUUUCGAAGGAAAACGAGCCAAAGCAAAACUACAUGCUGCACGUCACAGCGGACGAAAUCAAGGUCAUACAACCAGGCGUAAUGGAGAGGUUCGAUCGGGAAGUAUCAAUUAUGGUUCGGUCUAUUUUUUCCCUAAUGUUUUUCUUACACAACAGGUAUGCAGAAGGAAAUACCUCAUUACUGCUCUACUUCCUUUUCCAACAGUUUGAUCAAAGUGGAGGACGACUACCGAGGUGUGCCAGCAGUAGCAGUGGUACCUGAGUUGACUAUUUGCGUUUACUUAAAAAUGGACAUCGACAUCUGGGUACUUACUACAACUAAUACUACUACUACUACUACAUCGAAGUAGUUUUCCUCUAAAUUAUUCGCAUACUCGGCAGAAUUUCCGCGAGUCCUGAUACAUCCGCUCGAUAUUCUCAAGUUCAAGCUGCUCAUCCUAGAAGAGAAUGUUAUGGAAAAGUCGACAAGAAGUGGACAUGUUAGGUGUUCACCAUCGUGAACAUGAAGAUACACUGUUGUCUUUCAGACACCAGAGACCACAGUCCUGAAGUUGUACAAAUAAAAGAGUUCGAGUUGUACAAAUCCUCGAGCACCUAAUCAAACGACCAUUUCUAACCUCUGAAACGUCUGCGAAAUGCAUUUCGCCUCUCUUAGUCGCCAAUCCCGGGACCUCAUUGCCCUUACCAUGCGGUGCUUCCACGCGAGAAGGUAUCUAUUAGCCAAUCUUCAGCAUUGUGCUGUCAUGUAUACCUCAUUUUUGUAUUUUUUGUCAGAGUGUUUAUGUUGCUUGCUUGCCUUCUUGCUUGCUUUGAACGAUCUGAACUCUUUCAACCAACAAUCAGGCACAUCUCAACGGCAGCACUGCUCGAUAGAGUGCUAGCAAACCCAGGCAACCAUGGCACAGCGAGAUUAGAGCAUCCAUCGAACAGCACUAUUAAGGCUUGUUUCUUGAUUACUUGUGGUUGGUUUUGAUUCAACAUUUGUGACUCCGAUUUGAUUUCGCUUCACAAGGAAGAGAAAGCUCGUCCUGCUAGUGCUUGCUGACAAUAAAUAGACAGCAUCAACAUUUGUGAUACCGCGUGAAGAAAGACGCAUCAAUUUACCGAAGAAGCUACUUCAUCUAAGAAAGAGGCGCUUGAUCUGUGCUUGUACACUGAUCGUUUGCGUGGCGAACUGAUGCGGCAACUCGAAACCCGUGGUGCGAUAGAAAAACAAUACUUAUGCACGGUCCAACUAAAAUACACACGACGCGAGUCUGGAGCCUCGUCACGUCUGGCUAUCUCGUGCUAUUCUGAUCCUGUAUAGGUGCUCAUCUACAUCUAACACGGCGUUCGUGAAGUAUGAACGUGCCAAGAAGGAAAUAAUCAGGUACACGUACAACUGAUACACACCAGGUAAGUAUAAUGUUUUUGACAUGUACAACCAGACGAACUUUCUUCAUACUACCACAAGAUCGCGAAGGAGAAGCUACUACUAGACGACCAGUUGCAUGACACGAUUACAAGCUACACAGGGGUCAUACAACACUUGCAAGGAGAGGUACUACUUUCUUAUCUUGAGAGGUCCAAAACACUCGUCCGCCUGCUUCACAUCCACCCCCCUCCAACCUUUAAGUUCAUUUCAUAUCCCUUUCCCUCCUAUCGGACCUCCUGUCGGUAUCUUCCGUAUCCUCUCCACAGGCACAGCAACCCGAUACUAGCAGAGAUCCGUUUUUUCAGUCCAACCAUGUCCCACUGGGCAAAUAUGAGGGGUUGCAGCAGGAGAUUUCGAAUCUCAAGAUCGAAUUAGAGUUAAGGGGGCUUCCUCUAAUGAUGGAUGAUCCUGAAGCUGUCCCAUGUUAAGGGGAAGGAAGCAUCAGGAUGCAUUUGAAGAUGGAUUAGCGUGAGCGCUAACAGAAGAACAAAGAAGACAACUCAUACAAGAGAAGCACAAAGCCAAGUUAAGCAACCCGUUUGGCACCGGAGGCGACGCGUCAGAAAAAGCAGAAAUAGAGCGACUCAAAGAAGAGAAUCGGCGGCUUCUUUUAUGGAGGCUCAGUAGUGUCAUCAACAUGGCAAGAACAGGUGCAGCUACAGCAAGAGAUCCAGUAUUGAUCACAUCAUUCUAGUAUCAUGAUCAUCAAGCUCCAGUCAACGCCAUCCAGGACUUGCUUCCACACAUAGAAGAUGGUGGAAGAUUCACUUCUGGCAACAACAUUCACUUCUUGCUAAUCAAUCGCACGAGUGAGCAAAGCACAGAAGUGAGAAGACUUAGGGUGGAAAACGAUCGACUGCUAGAGGAGAGGGAGACUUUGCAUGCCAGACUGCGGCAAGCGGACCAGGAAAAAAACGAGUUGUCGACCAAUUUCUCCUUCGUCAAGGGUGAAUAUGAUAGUAUGGCAGGAAGUGGGAAAUGUUCUACGUACUCGAGCCUGUUUCGUCCCGGGCGGCGCGGCUUGGCCGCAAAGCCGCGGACCUUGAACCUUGAACCUUAAAUGGGAGACGUUCUUGUUUGAUAAUCACGUAUUUGUACUUGAGAAUAGGAACAAGGGGAGUGGUGGUGUCCCCUAUGUGGAAUAUAGAAGACGAGGGACGCUUCUGGUGAGAGUAAAUCCCUUUGGAAAGUGGACAAAAGUAGUUUAUUUGAGCGAAUUUUUUUUUGGAGGUUUCCUCUCUUUUCAUAUCGAAGCUGCAGAUGCAAGGGACUAGUAACUACUACUACGGCGGUGGUAGCAGCAGCAGUAGUGGAGCGCAUGCAGUCCUGGAGAGCUCUGGUAAUUUAGUCAGUUUCAAUGUCAAGGUCUCAAUUUCUGAAGGACAUCAAAGGUGGAUUGCUGUGCUAAAACAGAGACAGAGGCAUCAUCCAUAACACAAAGCUAGAAGAUUAUGAUCAUAUGCUAAACGAUGACCAUGUAAAAACCCAAAAGUUGAAUCAAUCUAUCUCCAUCAAGAAUUUCUCAAACUAACAGAAUAUCGUGCUCUGCUAGAGGAGCGAAAUCGUUUAGCGCGAAGAGUAGACCAACUCUGCGAGGACGCGGAAAAAUCGAAGACUACACUUAUGAGACACGAACACCAGUGUAUCUAUUUCUAUUCUAUAGAUUCUUCUAUAUGUGGAAAUGAAAGCUAUCCGCGACCCUACAAAGAUAACUCCUUCUGUUUCGCUUUGAUUGUUUAUCAGGAUUUCAAAAAUCUUUGUCUUCAAGAAUCAAACUAAAGAAACAAAUAGAAAAGCCAGUACAACGUUCGUCUUAAACAUCCUCUAACGCAUAAGACCAAUCCCUCGAACGGGUGAUGACAAGCAAUGCCCGACUUUUAGAGGAGAAGGACCGGCUACACCGCGAAGUCGACCGAGUCUCCAGAUUAUACUUAUGAAACAGUGACCCUGAAUGUCAGUGUCAGACACAGUAGUACAGAACAGAAACAGUGACCCUGAAUGUCAGUGUCAGACACAGUAGUACAGAACAGAAACAGUGAUCCUGUCCCCUAUGGAUUAGUAAAGAACAAUACAACUUCUAUGUAAUGAACAUCAACGUCAUGAAGGCUUGUUGGAGCAGUUCGACCCAAGAAAUGUCAGUGUCAGACACUUGCAGUUGCCCAAGGAAUAGAUUCCUACCUUAUGUGAUCACUAGGACAUUCCUCUCCAUUGUGCCUCGCUUUGUUUAAGUAGUUACUUGCUUAUUUCAGUUUAUCGAAUAGGUAGUAAAUUAGGACACGAGCAGCUACAAGUCAAUCUCAAAGUAAGAGAUCUGAAGAUCUCAAUUUUAUGUCGUUUUCAUGUCUUGCAGAAGCCGUGGACAGCUUCUCAACCUCAGCAGGGGACAGCGGUCGCGAAAGGGCUAACGCGGAAGUUGUGCAAAUUACGGCGCAAAUUAUCCUGUGUGUCAUCUUCAAUGGGUGUAAGUUAGUAACCAUGAAAAUACCAAUUAGGAGUUAUACGAUGAUCACUACAACAAGAACUACUCGUUCCUUACUUACUAUUAUCUUCCCAGCUCUUCUAAGACCAAAGACGAGAAAAUUCGGCAGCUUGAGCUGGAGAAUCAGCAACUAAAGGCUCGCAUUCGUAAACUUGCGAGCAUAUAGUGACCACAGAGCAGAGGCGGUUGAUUCGGCGGUCGUGCUACAGGGUAAGCACUCUAGCUGUCCCUGUUUUUCGCCAUCUACUCGCCUUUCCGAUGAUAGCGGACGGUCACAGCAGAGGCACAUGCAUGACAGUGCCCUGCCUCGUCUGUGAACGCUGAAGAGCCCGAUGCUUAAUAUCUUCGACAGGGGUUGCUGAUCUAGAACUCAUUGGGUUGCUCCUUCAGAAUUUGAGGAUAAGAGCAGUACGUCAUACGUCGACUAUUGUAGUACUCGAAAGAAACUAUUCCAAUAGAGAUGGCGAGUAUGAGUUUAAGUGAUCAUGAAAGGUAGAGAUCUGAUGAUGACGAGUAUGAGCCUAAGUGAUCAUGAAAGGCAGAGAUCUGAUAUCACCACAAGGAAGCCGAAUUAUUGUCAUUCUAGCGAUCGUAAUAAACUUUGGAC
Messenger RNA from Amoebophrya sp. A25, 6167 nucleotides. The record is from the annotation of a GenBank genome assembly. Lineage: Eukaryota; Dinophyceae; Syndiniales; Amoebophryaceae.